Molecule: messenger RNA, 2997 nt
Organism: Rhopilema esculentum
Lineage: Eukaryota; Metazoa; Cnidaria; Scyphozoa; Rhizostomeae; Rhizostomatidae
Molecular function (GO): nucleotide binding
Source: RefSeq, a predicted model, not a curated record
CCGGAGGGAGGGCCGAGGGGCGACAAAUUUUCUGUAUUUUGUUUAGCUAAUGAGUGUAUAACUUGACUUCGUAGUCUUAUAAGCCUUUUUCAUGUAACCAUUUUCAAAGAGCCUGGGGUCAAGGAAGUAAAUUGUGAUGACUAGACAGAAAACAGCAAAAACAUUUGGCUUUGAGAAUCGAGAGAUCGACAAGCUGAGCGGAGCAAGCAGAAAAUACUUUAUUCGACAUUUACAUCUCCCAUAGCACAAGAGACAAGGAGAUAACAUGGGAAGCUCAGAAAGCAAGAAUUUUGAAGAGGAAAUUCCGUGGAAAGAUCCGAUUUCAGUGCUAAUUGUUGGCGCUGGAAUGCGUGGCCAGGUUUAUGCAUCGUAUGCCAAAGACUUUCCAACCAGAAUGAAGGUUGUCGGCGUAGCAGAACCGAAAAGGUAUCGACGAGAAAUGAUGCGAAAUUUGUAUAAGAUUGAGGAAAAGUUCGUAUUCGAAGACUGGCAGCCAGCAGCCGAAAGAGAGAAGUUUGCUGAUGCUGUGGUAAUUGCAACUAUGGACUACCUUCACAAAGAUCCAUGCAUAGCAUUUGCCAAGAAAGGUUACCACAUUUUGCUUGAAAAACCAAUGGCCCUAAACCUGAGUGACUGUGAACAGAUAGUAAAGGUUUGCAAAGAACAGGGUAUCAUACUUGCGGUUGGGCAUGUUUUGAGAUACAGACCACACUAUUUGAAAGUAAACGAUAUUUUGGAGAGUGGAAAGAUUGGUGAUAUUGUCAGUAUCCAGCAUAUGGAACCAGUUGGUUGGUACCAUUUUGCUCAUUCUUAUGUCAGAGGAAACUGGAGACGGCAAGAAGACUCAGGAUUCUCAUUGUUAGCUAAGUGUUGCCAUGACAUUGACCUGAUUAAUUCAUUUAUGAAAGAUGCAAGGUGUGUUGCAGUGUCUUCAUUUGGUGCACUAAACCACUUUACAAAGAGUCAAAAACCCAACGGAGCUGGAGAAAGAUGUCUUGAUUGUGCUGUUGAAACAAACUGCCCUUAUUCUGCAGUGAAAAUAUACCUAGAACCUACCAAACAUGGAGUCCCAAAUGGAUUCUGCUUUUCAGUUGCUGAUAAACCUACACCUGAGACAAUUGAAGAAAAUCUAAGAAAAGGACCAUAUGGAAGAUGUGUUUACGAAUGUGAUAAUGAUGUCAUCUCAAAUCAAGUGGUUAAUAUGAUGUUUGAAGGAGGCAAAACAGUAAGCAUGUCAAUGGUUGCUUUUACAGAGAAGCUUUGUGUAAGGCAAACUAAAAUAUUUGGAACAAAAGGAGAAUUAAUCUGUGAUGAAGACUCUCCAAUAACUGUGUACGACUUUACAACAAGAAAGAAAGAGACCUUUGAAUGUGACACAAUGCCCUCUGAAACAACAACCAUGAGUGGACAUGGUUUUGCAGAUUACCAUCUCAUGCAUGCCUUUGUUAAAUCAGUAACUUUCAAUGAUCCAAGUUUUAUUCUAUCAAGUCCUGAUGAGUGUUUAGAAAGUCACAGGCUUGUGUUUCUAUCUGAACAAUCACGUGUUGAGAACAGGGUAAUUAAUAUUCAGAAAUCAUUUUAAGCAAGUUUAAAGCAUGUUUAAAGCAACUUUGAUUAUCUGUUUUUCUUCUGUUUGAAGCAAGAUUUUGUAUGACUAGUUACUGUGUUUUUAGAAACAUAUUCAGAAAAAGAGAAUUUAGAAAAUGAAAUGGCCUAAUCAGAGGUAUCAUUUGGGAGGGAAUAGGGCAAAUGUCCCCGAGCACCAUCUUGUCAGAAAUUUUGUGUUGUUUGCAUGAAACACAAGUAUAAUUUUGGUGCUAUUUUGAGGAUAACUGCACAAGAGAUCAUAGUGUGAAUUUCUGUUUUUAUUUACAGUCACACAAUAUUUUAUCAGAUAAACACUCACUUGAGGACUUUAGAUCAACAUUACCUUUUCUAACUCCUUAACAAGCCACACCAAAGUAGGACACACCCUAGUCAGAACAUAUAUGCAGUUAGGUCUGUCCCCUCUACUGAACUGAGGCCAUAAGCUCUUGUUCAAGAAUUUAGGACAAGUGUUAACAAAUUUGAUUUUUUGACUCACAAAUUGCCUGUCAGUAUUCUUCCUUUACACUCUGUUCUGAUUCCCUUGCUUAAUUGGCUUCACGUGAACUUUCCCUCUUUUCUGAUAUAUUGAUUGAUUAACUGGGCUUGAUUGCCGAAUAACUAAGAGAUUAAAACUGAGUUUUUACACCUAUUUCUUUGCUGAUGAUGACAGGAGAUCCUUGGGGAAAUGUUCUGUUUUUAAAUAGAACAUUUGAACAACCAUUCACAUUGCUAUCUUACUGACAUGUUGAAGGAUUAUUACUGUUUACCUCAAUUAAUGAUAAGACUUAACACUGGAAGGUCAUUGUAAAAGUGAAAAUUAGGGAAUAACUGGCUGUUUCUUUCUUAUGAAGAUCAUCACUUUUAUGCUAUGUUUAUUAUCAUCUUUUCAAAGCAACUGUGCAUCCUUGGCAUUUCAAUAUCUACAAUUCCCUUCAUUGGCGAAUUUGUUAUUUCAUAGACAGAAAGAACAAAAUAUAAAAAUGGCAGUUGUUGACAAUGGAGAAAAAAUAAGAAAGCUGUAAAAUACUGUAAAAGCUGUAUUAGGCUACCCACCCCACCCCACUUUCUCAGAGACACUAGGAUCAAUUGAUAACCCCUGGGACAUCUUCUAAACAAAUUUUGACUCACUUCUACAAUGCACAAGUAAACCAUGGGCUGUACUUAAUGUUGGGAAACCAGCAUUUUAGCGCAGUAUGUCGCAAAUUGCUAUAUAACUGUAUCGUUGAUGUGCAGUUGCUGAAGUAACUAUUUAUUUGUGUCAGUGUUUGUAGCAACAUGACUCUUGGAUGUUUAAGGAAUAUACAGUUACUAUGUUUUACCUUGGGAGUUGUUCACUUUGAUCAUAUGAAUUAUGAAACGAAUUAUUGAAGAGAAAGUUAUGUUUAAAAAUGAGCAAAUGUGUUUGCUACA